Messenger RNA from Centropristis striata (black sea bass), 2962 nucleotides. It is a transcript of the gene pou3f3a, whose product is annotated as POU class 3 homeobox 3a. Gene Ontology annotation, cellular component: nucleus. Gene Ontology annotation, biological process: brain development; regulation of transcription by RNA polymerase II. NCBI's taxonomy places the organism in Eukaryota, Metazoa, Chordata, Actinopteri, Perciformes, Serranidae. Bases 899 to 2182 code for a protein of 427 amino acids. The transcript is spliced from 2 exons. Gene Ontology annotation, molecular function: DNA-binding transcription factor activity, RNA polymerase II-specific; RNA polymerase II cis-regulatory region sequence-specific DNA binding. The record is from RefSeq and is a predicted model, not a curated record.
AUAAAAUAAAAAAAGCAACUUUCAAGUGUUCAUUAAUACCUGGUAACUGCAAAAAGCCAUAUAGAGUGAGAUCUUCUCAUAGUCUGCAAAAAAUAUGAAUAAACUUGAUAACUCUGCUAUCAACCACAACACUUUGAUCCUCACAACUUAAUUUGAGAUUUGUCUGCCUUUUUUGUGUUUCUCUCUCUCUCGCUCCUCUUAAUUAGACAGACCUUUGACCAACAAAGCAAACAGGACGUGAACAAGAACACGAACAAGAGAAAAUCAUCUGUUUCUUUGAACGGAAAACUCCUGGAGCCCAGAUGAAGCAAGAACUUUGUGCACCCGAGGCUGGAAUGAGACACAUCAGCUCCUCUCUGACUGCGCGUCCAAUCAGCUGGAGCUCUGCAGAGCCUUGCUGCUGUAAUUGGAUGGAGAUGGGGAGAGGAAUACGCAGCCUUGGCACAACGUAAACACACGCUCGUCUUCUUCGCUCCACAGAGGACGCGCCGGGUAGAGUAGAUGGAGUGAGCGAAACUAUAUCUACGGGGACCAGAGAGGGCUUUAAAGUUUUUGUCUUUAUCAUUUAAUCGCUUUAAUAUCAGAUAAAGGCGUUAUAAGUGAGUGAGCUCCUCAUGUUGGCACGGAACAAAGAAGGUGUUUUCCAUAUCAGGUCUGUGGAUUACGCACGGCGAAGCUCCCGGGACAGAGAAAAGUUUUGACUAUUGUUUUGUUGCACAAGAAUGCUAAGUCAGUGUGUUUUAUCACACGGGGCUCAGUGCGCACAACCUGCAGUGUAACUUAAAUUAUCACCUGAGCCUCUAUGGAGUGAUUUCCCACUUUUUUAUAGACUGCAUUUAUUAAUGGAUUAGAAUUAACUUUAACAAAGCACCUGAAGAAGAAAAAUAUCUGCAGAUAUAUGCUUUGGGGGAUGGCAACAGCCACCUCGAGUCCGUACCUUGCCAGCAGCAGGAUUUUAUCCGGUCCAGUCCUUCACUCUGACCGGAGGGUUGGUGGCAUGCAGCCGGGCAGCACCGCUGUGACCACGGUGUCUAGUGGAUACAGAGGGGACCCUUCAGUAAAGAUGGUGCAGAGUGACUUCAUGCAGGGAGCCAUGGUGGCGAGCAACGGGGGACACAUGCUAAGCCAUGCUCACCAGUGGGUGACAUCGUUGCCUCACGCGGCAGCCGCAGCAGCCGCGGCCGCGGUGGCUGCAGCCGAAGCCGGCUCUCCGUGGUCACCCACCUCCCAGCCGCAAGACGUAAAGAGAGGAAGGGAGGACCUCCACACAGGCACCGCUUUGCACCACAGGUCCCCACAUCUGGGGCCCCAUCAGACGCACCCGGGGAGUUGGGGAGGCAGUUCCGCGGCGCACAUCAGCAUCACGGAGGGGCAGCAACAACAACAGCAGCAGCAGCAGCAGCAACAACAGCAGUCUCUAAUUUACUCUCCGGGUGGGUUUACAGUCAAUGGGAUGCUCAGCUCGCACGCCGGGCAGAGCCUCAUGCACCAGGGGCUGGUGCGCGGGGAGUCCCCGGAGCUGGAUCACGGAAACCACCACCAUCACCACCACCACCAUAAUCACCACACGCACCAUCACCAGCAUCACGGGGUGAACCACGAGCCACACUCAGACGAGGACACCCCGACAUCUGACGACUUGGAGCAUUUCGCCAAACAGUUCAAACAGCGGCGCAUCAAGCUGGGCUUCACCCAGGCAGACGUGGGCUUAGCUCUGGGCACCCUGUACGGCAACGUGUUCUCACAGACCACCAUCUGCAGGUUUGAGGCGCUUCAGCUGAGCUUUAAAAACAUGUGCAAGCUGAAGCCUCUGCUCAACAAAUGGCUGGAGGAGGCCGACUCCACCACCGGGAGCCCGACUAGCAUCGAUAAGAUCGCCACCCAGAGCAGGAAGAGGAAAAAGCGCACAUCCAUCGAGGUGAGCGUAAAAGGCGCGUUGGAGAGCCACUUCCUCAAGUGUCCCAAACCGUCCGCGCAGGAGAUCAACUCUCUGGCGGAGACUCUGCAGUUGGAGAAGGAGGUGGUCCGGGUCUGGUUCUGCAACCGCAGGCAGAAAGAGAAGCGCAUGACGCCGCCAGGACUGCCACGCACCCCGGAGGACGCGUACUCGCAGGUGGGCAGCAUGGGUCCUGACACACCGUCGCCCUCCAUAGACUGUAAGAGGAUGUACAGCGACACGUGAACAUAGCAUUCACAAAAUACCGGACAAAAAUCGUUUGAAUACACUUUUAGAGAAAAUAUUUCAUGUUUCCCUAAAUGAUAAUUGAUUAACUUUUCUUACAUCUCUCAGUGUUCUUUGACCCUCAGUAAUACUGUUAUCCUGUAUGUAUCCAUUUCAGAGGCGGACAGAUGUCUACUUUUAUGCAUCCUUGGAUAGCCUAUUUCUCUGCACUAUGAAUCAGCCUUUGGGACAGAAAAUAAAAGUCUGAAUAGACAAGUAUUUAAAAAGUCUACUUAAGGCUAUGUUUCUUUGAAAAAAGCCCACAGAAUGAACAUUUUAUCAAUCUGACGCAAAUAAGUUCAAACUAAAAGUUAUUUCUGUAUCUCUGUAAUGUUAAAAAUAAAAGUUCCCUUGAAAUGCUGCAGUUUGUUGUCCCACAGGCUACACUGGGCUGUACUUUACCUUUCUUUUAUAUGAAAAAAGAAUGAUUGAAGACGCUUUAUCCAGCAUUCAUUUGUUUUUAAUGAGCAAUAAUUUAUCUUCUUUCAAACAUGUUUCUCACUUUUGUGUUGUGUGUUAGUGGAUUUAUGUUGUGACACAGUUUGAGAUGGUCAAAGAGCGAUUUACAGUUACACGUAUUGUGUUUUUCCUUCAUAGGAAACUCAAUUUUUUUAAAUUGGCAAACACUCCCUUAAGUUUAUGUACAAAUAAGUCUGUUGUGUAUCCUUGUGUGAUGAUUUGGACUAUUUAUUUUUUUCCAGUGUGUUUAUUUUCAUGGAAUAGACUAAUUAUUUAAUAAAU